CAAUUAACGAACGAGUAGUUUUACGUGGAGAAACCAAAACCCUAAAGUUCAUCAAUCAUUUAAAUUUAGUUCAGUGAACUGAUUCAAUGGUAAGAAAGACGAUUUACGAGAGUAAGGAUAAGAAAGGAACGAAGGAAAAGGACAGAAGUACGGCCUCAGUCGUACUUUCAAUGAUGGACAAGAAACGUGAUUGUAAAGGAGCCUCAUCAAGUUCUAGUGCGCGUAAAACCAACUCCUGUCCAAAGUUACAACCGUAUUAUGAAGACAUAGAUCUCCCUCCCCCUUACGAUGAUUAUGAUGAUGAAGACGAAGAAGUAACAGAUUCGUCUAGUCGCAACGAAGGAAGAAGGGAAAGUCAUGAAAUACAUGUUACCGAUAGUAGAGACUCUACGAAACUUAAUAAAAAGAAAAAGACGAAUACUGCUAAUAAGCAGGAGAAACAAGAGCCUUUAAAAGAUGGUCGUGAUGCAUUUAGUGUCACAAUUGGUAGACGAGUUUCGGUUCUUGAGCAUGGUAAAGAUGAAGCUGCUAAUGCAAAUGUAAAGGACAUAACAGUAAAUAAUUUCUCGGUUUCAGCUCCCGGGAAACAGUUGUUGAAGAAUGCAUCUUUGACAAUCUCGCACGGAAAGAGGUAUGGUUUGGUGGGACCCAAUGGCACAGGGAAGUCCACACUUUUAAAGCUUUUGGCAUGGAGGGAAAUACCUGUGCCCAAAAAUAUAGAUAUACUAAUGGUGGAGCAGGAGAUAGUUGCCGAUGACAGGACCGUCAUUGAUGCUGUAGUUUCAGCAAAUGAAAAGCUCAUUAGUUCGAAAAAAGAGUUUGAUACAUUAACGAAUGAUGAAAAAGGUGAUGUAGAUAAUGUUAAGAAAGCCGAGAAAUUGUAUGAAGAGUUGCAAAUCAUGGGCGCAGAUUCUGCUGUAGCUCGAGCCUCAAAGAUUCUUGCAGGUUUAGGUUUUACUAGUGUUAUGCAAAACGACAAAACGAAGUCAUUUAGUGGUGGAUGGAGGAUGAGAAUUUCAUUGGCACAAGCACUUUUUGUGGAACCGACUCUGCUAUUAUUGGAUGAGCCAACUAAUCAUCUUGAUCUUAGAGCAGUUCUCUGGUUAGAGGAGUACUUGUGCAGUUGGAAGAACACUCUUGUAGUCGUCUCUCAUAAUCGAGACUUUUUAAACACAGUCUGCAAUGAAAUAAUUCAUCUUGAUGUUUUAAAACUUGAGAGUUAUAGUGGAAAUUAUGAUAAUUUUGAGAAUUCGUUCAAGCAGAAGAAAAAAGUGCAGAAUAAGGAUUUUGACAUUUAUGAAAAAAAACUUGAAGCCGAAAAGAGAAAUGGGAACCAGAAACAACUGGAGAAAGUAAAAGAAAACUAUAUGAAGAGAAGUAAAGGAAACAAAAAACUUGAUGAAAAUGACCAGUUUCCAGAGGAACCAAAUAAAAGGAAAGACUACGUGGUUCAGUUUCAUUUUCACAGACCUACUGAAUUGAGACGGCCAUUGUUAAAGCUUGAUAAUGUGAGCUUUAGUUAUCCACGAAGAGACUUCAAGCUUUCUAAUGUGGAUGUUGGGAUCGAUAUGGGUACACGUGUGGCUAUAGUUGGACCCAAUGGGGCUGGAAAAUCAACAUUGUUGAAGCUUCUUGAUGGAAAGCUGAAUCCAACUGAAGGUGAAGUAUGGAGGAGUCCGAUGUUGAAAAUUGGGAGAUACUCGCAGCAUUUUCAUGAUCUUUUGACGAUGGAAGAAACACCUGUUCAGUAUCUUCUCCGACUUUAUCCAAAUCAGGAGGGUUGCAGUAAGCAAGAGCCUAUUCGUGCAGAGCUUAGUAAAUUUGGGCUUAAGAAGGAUCAAAACAAGAGAAUUGCUGAGUUAUCUGGUGGGCAGAAGGCUCGUGUUGUGUUUACAUCGAUCUCAUUAUCCCGACCGCACAUUCUGCUUCUAGAUGAGCCCACAAAUCAUUUGGACAUGCAGAGCAUUGAUGCACUGGCUGAUGCACUCAAAGAAUUUAAAGGCGGUGUUGUUCUUAUUAGUCAUGAUUCUAAAUUGAUAUCAAGUGUUUGCGAGGAUGAUGAAAAGAGUGAAAUCUGGGAAGUUGAUAAUGGAAGCGUGAUUCCAUUCGAUGGUACUUUUGAGGAAUAUAAAAGGAAGCUCCUGAAGGAAAUUAGAGAUGAAAUCGAUGAUUAACACUACAUCUCUGUAAUAUUA
This is a messenger RNA of Erigeron canadensis, 2195 nucleotides long. RefSeq names its product ABC transporter F family member 4-like. The record is from RefSeq and is a predicted model, not a curated record. The transcript is spliced from 4 exons. The coding region runs from base 87 to 2174 and encodes 695 amino acids. NCBI's taxonomy places the organism in Eukaryota, Viridiplantae, Streptophyta, Magnoliopsida, Asterales, Asteraceae. Gene Ontology annotation, molecular function: ATP hydrolysis activity; ATP binding.